Phycomyces blakesleeanus NRRL 1555(-) is the source of this 246-nucleotide messenger RNA. RefSeq lists its product as hypothetical. The transcript is spliced from 2 exons. Lineage: Eukaryota; Fungi; Mucoromycota; Mucoromycetes; Mucorales; Phycomycetaceae. The record is from RefSeq and is a predicted model, not a curated record. The coding region runs from base 1 to 246 and encodes 81 amino acids.
AUGUUACAUGAGAAACUUGAAAAAUAUAACAGUGCCUUUGAAAAAAUCAUGGAAGAGCUUGAAGAGCCUGAAAAGCCAGAAGAUCCAAAAAGUUCUGCCCCGUCAACAACAGACGGAACCCCCAAAAAAACAAAUUCAGAUGGCAAUGGGAGCAAAUUCAGAUGGCAAUGGGAGCAAAUUCAGUUGGCAAUGGAUGCAAAUUCAAUUUCUAUGGAAGCCAAUCAGAUGUCAAUGGGUUCUAAUUAG